GAUGGCUAUUAGAUAAGACGACAGCUGGCUCUGUUUUCGAUGCUUUCUGCAUUCCUGGCUGCUUCAGCUGCCACCUUUUCCCAUCUACACAGCCUCAGGAAAAGAAAGAGACCUCAAACCUUCCAGAUCCCUUCCUCUUAUAGGAAACUAUCGAGCACAGGAAUAAAGAUGGCUACUAACCCAAUAGAAGAUGAUUGCAUCAACUUUGUGAAAAUGAAAUUUAUUAAUAAUACACUGUACUUUAAAGCGGAAAGUGAUGAAGGCCUGGAAUCAGAUUACUUUGGCAAGCUUGAACCUAAACUCUCAAUCAUACGAAAUUUGAACGACCAAGUCCUCUUCGUUAACGAGGGAAAUCAACCUGUAUUUGAGGAUAUGCCUGAUUCUGACUGUACAGAUAAUGCACCCCAUACCAUAUUUAUCAUCUAUAUGUAUAAAGAUAGCCUCACUAGAGGUCUGGCAGUAACUAUCUCUGUGAAGUAUAAGACAAUGUCUACUCUCUCCUGUAAGAACAAAACUAUUUCCUUUCAGAAAAUGAGUCCUCCGGAUAGUAUCAAUGAUGAAGGAAAUGACAUCAUAUUCUUUCAGAGAAGUGUUCCAGGCCAUGAUGAUAAGAUACAAUUUGAGUCUUCGUUGUACAAAGGACACUUUCUAGCUUGUAAAAAAGAGAACGAUCUUUUCAAACUCAUUUUGAAAGAAAAGGAUGAAAAUGGGGAUAAAUCCAUAAUGUUCACUGUUCAAAACAAGAGCUAGAUAUGAAAAUUGCAGUUUGAAUUUUCUGAGUUUUUGUCUUUCAGAAAGGUCAUAAGAGACUUUGAUCCUUUAAUUGUAGUAAUGAAAUAAAAUUAAUUAUAGUUUCAAAAUAUACCACUAAGAAAUGAAUAAGGGGCACCUGGGUGGCUCGGGCAGUUGAGCACCCGACUCUUAAUUUCGGCUCAGGUCAUGAUCUCACAGUUGUGGGAUCAAGCCCCACGUUGGGCUCUACACUCAGCAUGGGAGGUAACCUCUCUCCCUCUGCAUCUGCCCCUCCCUCCACUCACACACACAGGCUCUCUCUUAAAAUAAAUAAUUAAAAUAUUAAAAGAAAAAAGAAAUGAAUAGGCAGGUAUCACAAAAUUGAAAUUAGUCCUUAUCCAGGUGAAUAAAAUAUUUGUUUAACAUUAGAAGAAUGUAUAGUUUCAAAACACAUUCUACAUUGUUAAUUGCAACAUAGAUUAUAUUUGUGAAGUGCUUUCAAUCUUUUGGGUUACUAGUCCUAAUGACAAAAGAUACUGAUAACUGAACUUUCUAAUUUUUAAAAAAUAUCAUUAAAAACAAGAUUUUGUAAAGACUACUUCACUUGACUAAUUUCUGCAUUUCUUCCAAAGUCAGAUUGAUCCUGAAUCCAGCAACAUAUACAAAGGAUUAUAUACUCUGAUCAAGUGGCAUUCAAACCAGCAAUGUAAAGAUAGUUUAAUUUUAUAAGAUAAAUUAACAUAAUAUACUAUAUUAAUAAAAUAAAAGAUAAAAACCACACAAUAAUUUCAAUAGAUAUAGAAAAAGCAUUAGCCAAAAUCCAAUUCAUAAUAAAAAUUCUCAAUAAACUUGAAAAAGAAGAGAACUUCUAAAAUGUAGUAAAGGGCAUCUAUGAAAAACCUACAGCUAAUAUAUUUUUUUUAAUUUACGUUUUAAUUCCAAUAAACAUACAGUGUUAUAUUAGUUUCAGGUAUGUAAUACAGUGACUCAUAAUUCUAUUACUGAAUGCUCUCAUGAUAUGUAUAUUCUUAUCCUCAUCGCCUAUUUCACCCAUCCCCCUACUCACCUCCCUUUGGUAACCACCAGUUCUCAGUAUUUAAAAGUCUGAGGUUUUUGUGUCUUUUUUCUUUGUUCAUUUGUUUUGUUUCUUAAAUCCCACAUAUGAGUGAAAUCAUAUGAUAUUUGUAUUUGACUGACUUAUUUCACUUAGCAUUAUACCCUCUAGAUACAUCCAUGUUGCAAACGACAAGAUUUCUUUUUAUUCUUUUUAUGCCUGUGUAAAAAUCCAUUUUGUAUAUAUACUACAUCUUCUUUAUCCAUUCAUGUAUCACUAGACACUUAGGUUGCUUCUAUGUUUUGGAUAUUGUAAAGAAUACUACAAUAAACAUAGGGGGGCAUAUCUCUU
Nyctereutes procyonoides (raccoon dog) is the source of this 2137-nucleotide messenger RNA. RefSeq names its product interleukin 18 (gene IL18). Lineage: Eukaryota; Metazoa; Chordata; Mammalia; Carnivora; Canidae. Gene Ontology annotation, biological process: inflammatory response; immune response. The record is from RefSeq and is a predicted model, not a curated record. The coding region runs from base 40 to 750 and encodes 236 amino acids. Gene Ontology annotation, molecular function: cytokine activity. The transcript is spliced from 6 exons.